Lampris incognitus (smalleye Pacific opah) is the source of this 2169-nucleotide messenger RNA. RefSeq names its product serine hydroxymethyltransferase 1 (soluble) (gene shmt1). Gene Ontology annotation, cellular component: cytoplasm; nucleus; cytosol. The transcript is spliced from 12 exons. Lineage: Eukaryota; Metazoa; Chordata; Actinopteri; Lampriformes; Lampridae. Bases 244 to 1692 code for a protein of 482 amino acids. Gene Ontology annotation, biological process: L-serine catabolic process; purine nucleobase biosynthetic process; tetrahydrofolate interconversion. Gene Ontology annotation, molecular function: mRNA 5'-UTR binding; mRNA regulatory element binding translation repressor activity; protein homodimerization activity. The record is from RefSeq and is a predicted model, not a curated record.
AACAGUUAUUUAACGUCCGAACUUAACAUUUAAUGUCCGCUGGUCGCUGUCUCAUUAGCUUUAGUUUUAACGUCUUGUUUACGAUAUUUUGCGCGUUUGUCGCCAACCUCAGCGUGACCCUCUGGCGCCUUUGCCGAGCGCGAAACACGGGCGGUUUGAAAAGACGACAUCCUGCAGGCAAAUCAGAAACGUUAGACAAAACCCACCGUUAUUCGAUCUCCACUGUCUGUGAGGGAAACAAUCAUGUCUUUGACCAACGGCCAUGGUGUGAGCAAAGAGACAUGGGAUUCUCACAACAAGAUGAUGCUGGAGCCUCUGGCCAUCAACGACUCAGAGGUAUUCUCCAUCAUUAAAAAGGAGAAGCAGAGACAGACUUAUGGUCUGGAGCUCAUUGCGUCUGAGAACUUUACCAGCAGGGCUGUUCUGGAGGCUCUGGGCUCCUGUAUGAACAAUAAGUACUCUGAGGGAUACCCCAGCCAGAGGUACUAUGGAGGCACAGAGCAUGUUGAUGAACUGGAAAGGCUGUGCCAGAAGAGAGCCCUCGAGGCCUAUGAUCUGGACUCAGACAAAUGGGGUGUCAAUGUGCAGCCAUACUCUGGUUCUCCGGCCAACUUUGCCGUUUACACAGCUAUUGUAGAGCCUCAUGGGAGGAUCAUGGGACUGGACCUUCCUGAUGGAGGUCACCUGACCCACGGCUUCAUGACUGACAAGAAAAAAAUUUCUGCCACGUCCAUGUUUUUCGAGUCCAUGCCUUACAAGGUGAAUCAAGAAACUGGUUACAUUGACUAUGACAGACUGCAGGAGAACGCACGCCUGUUCCAUCCUAAACUCAUCAUUGCAGGAACCAGCUGUUACUCCCGCCACAUCGAGUACGCCCGCAUGAGGCAGAUCGCUGAUGAGAACGGUGCAUAUCUGUUGGCCGACAUGGCUCACAUCAGUGGGCUGGUGGCUGCCGGCGUUGUGCCAUCGCCCUUUGAGCACUGUGACAUUGUCUCCACAACGACACACAAGACACUGCGAGGCUGCCGUGCUGGGGUCAUCUUCUACAGAAAAGGAGUACGGAGUAUAGAUGCCAGAGGGAAGGAGACUAUGUACAAUUUUGAAUCGCUGAUCAACCAGGCUGUGUUCCCUGGCCUGCAGGGAGGACCACACAACCAUGCUAUUGCAGGUGUUGCAGUGGCCCUCAAACAAGCCAUGACCUCAGAGUUCAAGGCCUAUCAGUUGCAGGUGCUAGCGAACUGUAAAGCUCUGUCCAAUAGCCUCAUCGACCAUGGCUACAACAUUGUCACAGGUGGUUCUGACACCCACCUGAUCCUGUUGGACCUACGCAGCAAAGGAACCGAUGGAGGACGUGCUGAGAAGGUUCUUGAAGCCUGUGCUAUUGCCUGUAAUAAGAACACAUGUCCAGGUGAUAAGAGUGCUCUGCGCCCCAGUGGUCUGAGGUUUGGCUCCCCGGCCCUGACAUCAAGAGGCUUGGUGGAGGAUGAUUUCAAGAAAGUGGCAGAGUUCAUCCACAAAGGUAUUGAGCUGACAGUGGAGAUCCAGAACAGCCUUGAACCAAAGGCAACACUCAAGGAGUUUAAGGAGGCCUUGGCCCAAGGGGAGAAAUUCCAAAAGCGGGUAGCAGAGCUAAAGGCUGAGGUGGAGGCCUUUGCUGGCCAAUUCCUCAUGCCUGGUCUGCCUGAGCUGUAGAGGAUGGUGUUUGGACAUAGAGGGUUAUUGAAACAAUGAUUAUCGUAUACUACUGCUUUUUGACACAUGUAAUAUGAAUGCUGUUUUCUUUGUUUGUACAUGCUUGUGUAAUUGUGAGGCACCUGUGAAGUCUGUCUCAGCUGAACGAGGAUUUCUUUGACACCACAACGUUCAUGGAUUUUCAGAUGGAAUCGUUGCACUCUUACCUUUUGUAGAAAUGAAUGGAUUUUAUAAUGUUCAUAACAUUUUUCCCCCCCAUUCAGUCUUUCAUCAAGAUCACAGAUUUCUAAAAUCCUCUAAGCUGUUUUAUAAGUUUAAAAAUCUACAACAAAAGAAUACCAAACUAACUUUUAAACCGUUACCUCUUUUAAUGUUCCUGAAAUCCUAUAAUCUCAGCACCAGAGCGUGCCCCCCAGUAAUAUUUUUCAGUGCAACUGUUAUUGUCAUUGGGUCUUACAAUUAAAUUAAAGCUUUAAC